Rhodofomes roseus is the source of this 1667-nucleotide messenger RNA. RefSeq names its product NAD-P-binding protein. Gene Ontology annotation, biological process: NADPH regeneration. Gene Ontology annotation, molecular function: oxidoreductase activity; nucleotide binding. NCBI's taxonomy places the organism in Eukaryota, Fungi, Basidiomycota, Agaricomycetes, Polyporales, Fomitopsidaceae. Gene Ontology annotation, cellular component: cytoplasm. The record is from RefSeq and is a predicted model, not a curated record. The transcript is spliced from 12 exons. Bases 194 to 1456 code for a protein of 420 amino acids.
CCGAUAUCCCGGCGCCGGGCGGUGGCAAAGGCGGGGCCGGCGGGCCGGCGGUCUCCCGGCCCGCCUUCGGUGUCGAUGUCGCUCAGGAGUUACUUCGCUCGCUCGGCCGUACUUAUAGCACGGAUUCGACGAUGUCGAUGGGUUCAUCCGCCGCACGUUGCACCACCACACCUUGCGUAGAAAGCCCAACACGAUGUCGACCGAAAUGAAGAAGCUCAAUGUGUUGAUGUGUGGGACUGGAGAGUAUACCACUGGAUGGACCGGUUCGGGUGCUUCGAAGUCAGACAAAAAGAUCGGGGUCGUUGGACUGACUCUGUUUGACCUCCGGAGACUGGGCAAGGUCGACAAGCUAGGCAUGGUCGGGGUGAACGGAUCUAAAUUCCCAGCUAUCCGGAGUCACUUGCAGGAGAACAUCGCAAGUGUCUACAAGGACAUGGAUACUACCUUCGAUGCCUUCCCAGAAGAGAACAAGGUUGACCCAGGGGCCUAUAUAACUGCGAUCGACAAGAUGUCUCCGGGUGAUGCCGUUAUAAUUUUCACACCAGACAGCACGCACUAUCCUAUUGCCCGCUAUGCUAUUGAGCACGGUCUCCAUGUGCUGGUUACGAAGCCUGCGGUGCAAUUACUUCCUCACCACAUUGAGUUGGUGGAACUUGCCAAGAAGCACAACGUUGUCUGCUUUGUCGAGCAUCACAAGAGGUUCGACCCCGUUUACAGUGAUGCCAGGGCGCGUGCAGCCGCUCUCGGUGAAUUCAACUUCUUCAGCGCAUGGAUGAGUCAGCCGAAGAGCCAGUUGGAGACAUUCCGCGCAUGGGCAGGAAAGGACUCUGACAUCAGCUAUUACCUCUCUUCUCAUCAUAUCGAUAUCCACUGCUGGAUCAUGCAAGGGAAGGCCGUCCCGACUCGCGUCGUGGCAAGUGCGGCGACUGGCAUUGCUACCGGCGAGCCGUACAACUGCGUACCUCAGACGGAGGACACGAUCACCCUGCUGGUGGACUGGCAGUCCCUCAGCAGCUCAAAGCACAAGGGUACGGCGGUCUACACUGCGUCGUGGACAGCGCCGCUCAAGUCCGGAGUGCACUCCGCUCAGCACUGGUACUACAUGGCGGAGAAGGGUGAGAUCAACGUUGAUCAAGCGCACCGUGGCUACGACAUUGUCCAGGAUGAGAGUGGGAAGGCUUGGUACAACCCCUUCUACAUGAAAUAUUCGCCGUCCGAGAGCGGCCACUUCGACGGCCAGCGCGGUUACGGCUACGUGUCCAUCGAGAAGUUUAUUGACGCUGCCCGCAGCGUCAACGCAGAGCAGGUGCAGCCGGCCGACUUCGACGCCCAUGGCCUGCCGACGAUCUCGAACACUGUGCUGACCACUGCGAUCUUGCACGCCGGCCGUAUCAGUCUGGAUGAGAAGAGGCCCGUAAAUAUCAAGCACGCUGACGGUCAGUGGUCGCUAGAGUAGGCGUCCCACCACGGCCAUACCGGGACAACUGUCACGGCGGCGUAGCGCCUUGAUGAGCAUUGAAAUAUUGAAGGAGAAGCGAUCAGUUGUAUGUACUCAUGAAGAUGGUAGAAUGUUCACAUGCAAUGUAUUACUUAUACUUAUUGACCGUGCAUGCGCCUCGGACUGUAAGCCAUUGACACCACUCCUAGACAAGAAUCCUUACGUGCAA